CUCAAGUGUAAAAUAGGUGUAUUGACGUUCGAGGACACGUACUGUGCCCUCUUUAUCACAUUUCCUUUUCCAUUCUUUAUUUCAACAAAGCCAUUCGUCGGAACGUUUGUGCAUGUAAUCGCUCAUGCAGUAACAAAUUAAGAACAAUCAUUGAAACACGCGCAAAUUUUAUGGUGUAUUGAAAUACGAAAGGCAUUUGGAAUUUCAGUCAUGAGAUAUGUACGCAGGCUCCAUCUUCUACAGAAUCAAACCGUUAUACUUCCAGCUUUAAGAGCUUUGUGCCGUUUAUGUCUCAAAGGACUCUGCCACGCGAAAUAUACAGCGACAUUGAAAUAUUGGCGAAUGACAUUGAGGCAAUAAAUAGCACUGUUGUAGAGAGAGUGAAGAUUUAUCGACUUGUGAAGCAACAGGAAAAACUCACCGGAAUAUUUCAACAAAGAACGUUAACUAAGAAAACCACGCGAAGUAAUGGCGCAUUUGAAUUGUGAGUGCGACAAACUUGCAGUUGAUACAAGAGAAAAUAGCGAGUCCAUAGAGUCGGAUGACAAUUCAAAAACAAUAAGUGACGUAAGUUCGGGGUCACAAGAGAAACAAGAUGGCGCCAAAAGCUCGAAACGCAAGCGUCGUAAAAAGCGAAAAUUGACUGGCGUGAGUAGACAGCGACGAGCUGCAAACGCACGAGAAAGACGGCGCAUUCAGGGAGUGAAUCACGCAUUCGUUAAACUUAAGAACACUCUUCCGCUAGCUCAAAUCGACAUUUCAAAGUUCGAGAUUCUUCGCUUGGCAAUGCAGUGGAUUGAUCACUUAAACACAUUGUUAAAAGACCACGAGGAACAAAAAGACCUGCUCAAUACGAAACAAAUGGAAACAUCACGACCGAACGAUUUAAUGCAUCUGGAUGAUAACAUCACUCCAGUUAAGCACUCAUGUCUUUAUCAUCAAUUUCCGGAUCUAAAGAACACGCUGUGGGAUGAAUGUAUGGGUUUACAAGAUCCAAAUGCAGGUGAAAAUGAAGGAUGCGUUCACAUAAGGAGUCAAUCAAACUGGUUUUCUCUGUUUUCGGAAUGAUAUAUAAACUCUCAAAUGGAGGUGUACGUAAAUGCUGCAUUUCACAUGCAAACAGAUAAAAUAACAGCUAUAUAUAGUUCAAAUAAAAUUCAAAAGAGUUAUCGUCAGACGAUUUUGGACCGCCAACACAAAGUCGCCAUUGCCGUUUUAUAAGUGCAAGGGCACAAUAAUGCGAAUGUUGUUAGCAAUUUUGCUGGAAGAAUUCUAUAGAAUUUUUUCAUAUGAACAACACAGUUCUUCAUGAAGCUACAGCUAUAUAUCUACAGUACAGCGGUUCUACUCUUGUUAAGCGCGGAACUUGAACUAUUUGCGAACAUAAAUUAACAUGCAUGGUGAAGUAUAGAGCGCGUUAUAUAGAGUACCACCAUAUACAAAGACUAUAUAUAGUAUAAUAAGAUUAUGUGCUUCACAAAAUGCUUAAUACGUAUGCUCUAGUCAAAAAUAGAGUUUUAUCCAAUAUUAAUAAUAGCGCCGUCGUGAAUAGGAAAUAA
Xenia sp. Carnegie-2017 is the source of this 1559-nucleotide messenger RNA. RefSeq names its product protein atonal homolog 7-like. Gene Ontology annotation, molecular function: protein dimerization activity; DNA-binding transcription factor activity, RNA polymerase II-specific; RNA polymerase II transcription regulatory region sequence-specific DNA binding. The record is from RefSeq and is a predicted model, not a curated record. The transcript is spliced from 4 exons. Lineage: Eukaryota; Metazoa; Cnidaria; Anthozoa; Malacalcyonacea; Xeniidae. Bases 469 to 1068 code for a protein of 199 amino acids. Gene Ontology annotation, biological process: regulation of transcription by RNA polymerase II; developmental process.